CCUGCGCGCAGCGGCGCCGGGAGCGGCCCGGGCCGCGGGCCAUGCCGGACGAGGCCGUGGCGGCGCUGCUGCGGCGGUUCUACGCCCUGCAGGGCGAGCGCGUCGAGGCGUACCGGCUCCUCGAGGAGGGCCACCGCGCGUACCUGGGCAGCGCCCCGCGCUACGACUUCCCGCGCUACCGGCAGCUGGUGCACGAGAUCGCGCUGGCUUUCCGCGGCAUCUCCCGGGAGAUCCUGCAGAUCGAGGGGCGGCUGCGGGAGGAGCGCGGCCGCCCCGAGCUCGCCCAGCACCUCGCCCGCAUCCAGCAGCGCGAGCAGGAGAAGCUGCAGCUGACGGCGCAGCUCCAGCUGGCGCGGCAGCACGCGCAGGACCAGCCCGGCGUGGACGCCCAUCAGCAGGAGGUGCGGGAGCUCAAGCACAAGCUAAUUAAAACCAUUGAGGCAAUCAGCGAAAUUCUCCAGGACCUCAAGUACGAUUCGGAAGAAGCCGAGUGACGGGUGUCCCCGCGGGACCGGCCGCGGCGCGCUGCCCGCGGCGCUGGGGCCCCGCUCGCCCCCGGCCUUGCAGCAGCCCCCCGGGAGCUUUGGGGGGCCCUGGACCCCCCCCAAUAAACGCGUCCCCACGA
Rhea pennata is the source of this 625-nucleotide messenger RNA. It is a transcript of the gene REX1BD, whose product is annotated as required for excision 1-B domain containing. The record is from RefSeq and is a predicted model, not a curated record. The transcript has 5 exons. NCBI's taxonomy places the organism in Eukaryota, Metazoa, Chordata, Aves, Rheiformes, Rheidae. Bases 42 to 494 code for a protein of 150 amino acids.